CGCAGAGGCGAGUGGACUGUGUACGUUGUGUGUUGUUCAUUUGGGGAGGGGGGCUGGAGACUGAGGGAACGGGUUCUGCUGUGCUCUUCAGACACCAGGCCCUGCUGAAAACUACACGAAACAACAAUGGAGCCUGCCUGAGACAGUCCACUUGUAUGUGUUAAGGUUUGUCCUGGCCCUCGGCCACGUCUUUGGAUGUCUGUCACAAUGGCAAAGUUUGAGACCGGCCGCACAAGCCCAGUGGUCCGUCAGAUAGACAAGCAGUUCCUGGUGUGCAGUAUCUGUCUGGACCACUACCACAAUCCCAAAGUCCUGCCCUGCCUGCACACCUUCUGCGAAAGGU
Messenger RNA from Danio rerio (zebrafish), 343 nucleotides. RefSeq names its product tripartite motif containing 3b (gene trim3b). Lineage: Eukaryota; Metazoa; Chordata; Actinopteri; Cypriniformes; Danionidae. Gene Ontology annotation, molecular function: ubiquitin protein ligase activity; zinc ion binding. The record is from RefSeq and is marked validated.